Messenger RNA from Ailuropoda melanoleuca (giant panda), 2631 nucleotides. It is a transcript of the gene GDF10, whose product is annotated as growth differentiation factor 10. Gene Ontology annotation, cellular component: extracellular region. The transcript is spliced from 3 exons. The coding region runs from base 408 to 1826 and encodes 472 amino acids. Lineage: Eukaryota; Metazoa; Chordata; Mammalia; Carnivora; Ursidae. Gene Ontology annotation, biological process: positive regulation of osteoblast differentiation; osteoblast differentiation. Gene Ontology annotation, molecular function: cytokine activity; growth factor activity. The record is from RefSeq and is a predicted model, not a curated record.
GGCCCAGGGACUGCCGUGUCUGCGGCAGCCCCGAGUGGCCUGGGGCGCACCGCCGGUCCCCCCGAGGGCGCCGCCGGCCGCCGCCCCGCCCCGCCCCUCUAACCCGCAGAGCGGGGCGCGCUGCGGGCUGCAAAGUUUUGCUGCGCGAGUCCGCUGGGGCGUCGCGUGGGCUCGGGCUUGGCUCGGCUCCACGGGGCUCCGGACGGCCGUGACCGCUGGCCCGGGGCUCGGGCGGUGCGGACAGACCUGAGCGCUCGGCUCCCGCCGGCUCCACGCCGCGCCCCACGCGGAUCUCCGCACCCAGCGCCCUUCGAGCCCUCCUGCCCCAGGGUCGGUCUGCAGCCUCCCGUACGCCGGCGCGUUCUCUCCUCCUUCCAGGCUUCGACCCUUCGCCGCCGCCACCCACCAUGGCCCGUGGACCUGCUCGGACUACCCAGCUGCUGCCCCUGCUGCCUUUGCUUCUGCUGCUGCUCCGGGACGCGGGCGGCAGCCACCAGGCGCCCGCCCAGUCCGCCCCGCCUGCAGCCGCUGAUGGCCUGGCUGGGAUCAAGGACCCCUGGCGGUUCCCGGGGGACGCCGCUCCCACUCUGGGCCCUGGAGCCCAAGACAUGGUCGCUGCCCACAUGCUCCGGCUUUAUGAGAAAUACAGUCGGAGGGGCGCGAGGCCGGGAGGGGGCAACACGGUUCGAAGCUUCCGGGCCCGGUUAGAAAUGGUCGACCAGAAGACUGUGUAUUUCUUCAACCUGACUUCUAUGCAGGAUUCAGAAAUGAUCCUCUCAGCCACAUUCCACUUCUACUCAGAACCUCGGUGGCCCCGGGCACGAGAGGUACCGUGCAAGCAGUGGGCCAAGAAUGUGUCCUGCCGCCUCCUGCCCCCAGGCCUGCCCACACGCCAGCAGCUGCUCUUCCGCAGUCUCUCGCAGAACACGGCCACGCAGGGGCUGCUCCGCGGAGCCGUAGCCCUGGUGCCCCCGCCACGGGGCCUGUGGCAGGCCAAGGACAUCUCCCCCAUCAUCAAGGCAGCCCGCCAGGAUGGCGAGCUGCUCCUCUCUGCCCAGCUGGAUUCUGGGGAGAAGGCCCCAGGGGUGCCCAGUCCAAGCCCCCACGCCCCUUACAUCCUCAUCUACGCUGACGACCUGGCCAUCUCAGAGCCCAAUAGUGUGGCAGUGACGCUGCAGAGAUAUGACCCCUUCCAGGCUGGAGACCCGGAGCCCGGCGCGGCCCCCAACAGCUCAGCAGACCCCCGGGUGCGCCGGGCCACUCAGGCCACCGGGCCCCUCCAGGACAAUGAGCUGCCAGGGCUGGACGAGAGGCCGGCGCACGCCCCCCACGCCCAGCACUACCACAAGCAUGAACUGUGGCCUGGCCCCUUCCGGGUCCUGAAGCCACGGCCAGGGCGCAAGGACCGAAGGAAGAAGGGCCAGGAUGUGUUCAUGGCCUCCUCGCGGGUGCUGGACUUCGAUGAGAAGACGAUGCAGAAAGCCCGGAGGAAGCAGUGGGCCGAGCCGCGGGUCUGCUCCCGCAGGUACCUGAAGGUGGACUUCGCAGACAUCGGGUGGAAUGAAUGGAUCAUCUUGCCCAAAUCCUUCGAUGCCUACUACUGCGCGGGGGUGUGCGAGUUCCCCAUGCCCAAGAUCGUGCGCCCGUCCAACCACGCCACCAUCCAGAGCAUCGUCAGGGCCGUGGGCAUCGUCCCGGGCAUCCCAGAGCCUUGCUGUGUUCCCGACAAGAUGAACUCUCUGGGGGUCCUCUUCCUGGAUGAGAACCGGAAUGUGGUUCUGAAGGUGUACCCCAACAUGUCUGUGGAGACCUGUGCCUGCCGGUAAGGCCAGCCACUCCGGGGCGGAAGGAAACCUCCCCCCGCCCCACACCCAGCAGGGCAGCAUCCUCAGGGCCUUCUGGGGUGAAGGCUUCGUGAGGGGUACAGCUGCAUAUAUGGGCCAGAGCUUACAGGCACCCUUGCCGGGUCCCGGAAAGAUCUGUCCCCCGGGGCCCAUUCUGGGGUCUCUCAUUGCUGAUGACUUAGCGCCCUUCAUGCCAGUCUGAAUCCGCUGAAAGAAACCGGGAACUGACCCUCGCCUGAAGGCUGCUUGUCAUCCAUCCCCUCUGCUCUGAAGACCUGAAAGCCGAACAGGUCCGCCAUGGUGGCUUUUGUGACCAUCAUCUCGUAACCGGGGAGGAAGGCUGCAGGCAUGAGAGCAUCCGCUCUCCUCACAAGGAAAGAACCCCUGUUUAAACAGUCGGUUGAACACACUUUGGGCCACGUGUUGAUACUGAAACGCAGCGCCUAAAUAGCGCUAUGAACUUUGAAACUCCGCUGCAAAAGCUUUCACCCACACGGUGUGCACAUAUAACCCACUGUAGUCUCUUUUUCUUAAUAUAUAUAUUUUUUUAAAACAAAGAGGGGGGAGUGGACACCAUUCCCCACAGAGGUAAUCAGGCAGGUUAAGUGUGCAUUGUCUAAACAUGUUUAUUGAAAUAACACAUGCAGUGAUAUGUUGGAAUACUAAAAAAUAACCGAGAUUUUUAUAUUUUUGUAAAUUAUACUUUCUAUACUGUAGAUUGUGUAUGUCAUGUGUUUUUAUGGAAAGCUAAUAAAUUAAAGGUACAGUGGUAUCUUGAAAAACUGAA